Molecule: messenger RNA, 2694 nt
Organism: Balaenoptera ricei (Rice's whale)
Lineage: Eukaryota; Metazoa; Chordata; Mammalia; Artiodactyla; Balaenopteridae
Gene: RGS9BP
Product: regulator of G protein signaling 9 binding protein
Exons: 1
Coding region: 891-1604 (237 amino acids)
Biological process (GO): G protein-coupled receptor signaling pathway; detection of light stimulus involved in visual perception
Cellular component (GO): neuron projection; photoreceptor outer segment
Source: RefSeq, a predicted model, not a curated record
CUGAUCCAAGGGGUGGGGUCCAAGCUCUGUUGCUGGAAAGCGGGCUGGACUAGGAAGGGGAGAUUCUGGGAGCCGUCCCGCCCCGCAGAUCGCCCUUUACUGCUCGUUUUGGGAGACGGAGGUGCCCAGUCCUACGAGGCAUACCACUCCAUCGCUAGCAGGGUCUCAGAGCUGGCGGUGGCCAUCCGCGCCCGACUGAGUCAGGGUACCUGGGUUCUAGCCCCUUCACUUGCAUGGACGUGGCGUGAUCUUAGCCGCCUUUUUUUUUAUCGAGCCUCAGUUUCCCCUUCCGUAAAAUAGAGGAGGAUUGGAUCUGACGAGCGCUAAUAUUCCAGACAGUAAUGGGGUGCGGAGGGGGUGACGGGGACCUACACGUGACCUCCCGCGUGGGGCCCCGCCUAUCCCUGGUCCAGGGGAUGGAAGCGCCCAGCGAGGACGGGAGAGGGUGGGCGGAUCCUAAGAAAUCCGACCCGGCCGCCCUUGGCAGCAGCUAAGGCGGAGGGCGCGGCUCCGCGGCCGGCUAGCCCUGGCGACUGCACCGGAGGAGGAUGGCGACUGCAACCCGGGCUUCGCAGGUGGCUACCGUGGAGGCGAGGGCUGCGCAGAGAUUCGGCGUGUGACUAGGAACGCAGCGCACCUGGGGAGGAUGGACGAGGGGAUGGGAAACAGCUAACGGGGCUCUCUCUCCGCGCCGAGUCCGCGGAAGCGCACGUCGUGGAUCCUGAGCGGCUCCGUCGACAGCAGCGGCAGCGCCUAGCUCGUCUCAGGCCAUGAGGAGUGCUCGGGCCGCCUGGCCAGGGGACGCCGUCGGGGCUGGCUGUGUCCUGCUGCGCUGAGGGCGUGAGGCUGAGAGGGGCGCAGGCGGCCGGGCUGCGCCGGAGAGCAGCGCCAUGACGAAGGAGGAGUGCAAGGCACUACUGGACGCGCUCAAUAAGGCGACUGCGUGCUACCACCACCUGGUGCUGACCAUCGGCGGCUCCGCGGACUCGCAGAACCUGCGAGAGGAGCUGCAGAAGACGCGCCAGAAGGCGCAAGAGCUGGCGGUGGCCAUCCGCGCCCGACUGACAGCUCCGCUGCGCGACCGGGGCCUGGGCGCCGAGGAACGCGCCGAGUUCGAGCGCCUCUGGGUGGCUUUCUCCGGCUGCCUGGACCUGCUGGAAGCGGACAUGCGGCGUGCGCUGACCUUGAGCACCGAGUUUCCGCUGCAUGCGCCGCGGCGGCCGCUCGUGCGUACCGGGGUGGAAGGCGGCGCCGCGAGCGUAGCGGCGCGCGCCCUGAGCGCCCGCAGCCUGCGGCACGAGGCAGAGCGCGGCUUCGACGUGGAAGACCUUCACCAGCUGGAACGGGAGAUCCUUCAGGUGGGCGAGAUGAUCCAGGAUAUGGAGAUGAAGGUCAACGUGCCCCGCUGGACGGUGCAGGCCCGGCAGGCGGCAGGCGCCGAGCUCCUGGCCAGCGCCAGCGCCGGCGUCUCCUCGUUGCGCGGUGUGGCCGUAGAACAGCGCACGGGGCCCUGCGACCUGAGCAAGGCCCUGGCCGCCACCAUCUUCAGCGCCGUGCUGCUGGCGGCUGUGGCCUUGGCCGUGUGUGUGGCGAAGCUGAGCUGACCCGUACGCGAACGACCUCCGCCGCCACUACUCGCUACCCGGGGACACCCCUCGGAGAACAUCUGCAACCGCCAGGACUAGGGAUGGGAGUGGGAUCUGGCAUGUUUAAGGGGAGCGGUUCUAAAACCCUGCGUGUGUACGUGUAUGUUUAUACGCGCGUUUCAAGCACACAUCUGCCUGGGCAGAGCAUGGCUUCCUCUUGAUGGCCCGGGAGGAGUUAAUUUUGCGCGGGCCACCGGGUCAUUACCGCUAAUGUAUGCAGGAGCUUUAUACCCUAUUAAUAGAAAACCGUUCGUAGUGACCCGAGAUUCCUCCGAGUUAAUAGGUUACCGCCUGUGCUGCGGGGGCGUGUUUACACUGAGUCUGAGCUUGGUGUCCCCACUCCUGCCGGUGAGUCCCAUUCUCCAGGUGGGGCAGUUUGGAAAGAGGGUGAGGUGAAAUGAAGUGUGUUUUGGCCUGUGUGUGUGUCUUGGUUUUGUUUCCUAGACAAGAAAACAAAUUGCAAUAAGAGGUAAGCAGUUUUUAUUACCUUAAUCCUUUGGGGCCUAAGCUUAGGAGAGUGUGCACAUAGAAGUUCAUGCAACGUGCUUUCUUUUAGCACACGAUUACACACUUCUGCACACCCUUGCCUAUUGAAAAGGGCUCUGCCCAGUCAGCCUGGAAGGGGUGCAAGCUUUAGGAAGGGCCACCGGCUAUCUAAACAGGCACUUUCUCCUUGGUUGGGGCUUAUUUUUGUUCCAGAACUAGACUAGAGUUUUUUAUCCUCCUUUGGGGGAGGGCUGGGGAAUCCUCUUUGGAGCCCUUAAUCCUGUCUAUCCCUUGGAAUUUGCUUGCUGGCCAGUAGGAGAGCUGGCUUUGGAGGGAGCUGCACAGCUCCCUGACCUGGACGCUGACCCCUGAGAGGGUCAAGUGGCAUCACUGGGCACAGAGGUCUUGAGCCAAUUAGCCCUGAGACUGGGUUAGAACCUAACAGCUUUAACUUCAAAUUUAAGGAGAUUAAAAAAAAAAAAAUCAUUUGUUAGAAAAAUCCUGUAGCCACAUUGUGUACUGUCAAAACUGUUUUUUUUAAUAAAGGACAUUUGGCCACGAA